CAAUUAAUUAGAUCUACUUCACAUAUUUUGACCAUGGCAACUUCCUCCAGCUUACUCUCAACGGAUGUAAGAAGGCUAGAAGGGAAGGUUGCCAUCAUUACCGGAGGUGCUAGAGGCAUGGGUGCGUGCGCUGCUAGAAUCUUUUGCAAACAUGGAGCUAAAGUGCUGAUCGCCGACAUCCAAGAUGAUUUAGCCAAAUCUGUCUGCAAUGAAUUGGGGCCUGAAUCUGCUUUCUUCGUUCAUUGUGAUGUCGCAAAGGAAGAAGAUGUCGAAAAUGCCGUGGACACCGCCAUCUCCCACUUCGGAAAGCUCGAUAUUAUGUUCAACAAUGCCGGUAUCAUUGGACCCAUUUUCAGACCUGGCAUUCAAGAUAGUAGUGUCUCUGAAUUCCAACAGGUUCUUAAUGUGAACCUCGUGGGAGCUUUUUUGGGGACCAAGCAUGCAGCGCGGGUGAUGAUUCCUGCUGGUCGAGGCAGCAUAAUCAACACCGCCAGCAUCGCUUCCACAUUUGGCGGAGCUGCCUCGUACGCUUACACAAGUUCAAAGCAUGGUGUGCUUGGGUUGACGAGGAACGCUGCAGUGGAGUUGGGACAAUAUGGCAUUCGGGUGAACUGCGUGUCACCAUAUAUGGUGGUCUAUGAUGAGGUGACAAGGAAUAUGCUCAAGAAGCCUGGAGUUGCUAAUCUUAAAGGAGAGAUUCUGGAGCCAGAGGAUGUGGUAGCGAUGGCUCUUUUCUUGGCAAGUGAUGAGUCCAAGUAUGUAAGCGGGCAAAAUAUGAUUCUCGAUGGAGGCUUUACUGUUACAAAUUCAGGUUUCUCCAUUUUUAACCUGAAUUUAACCUGAAUAGAAAUCCUACAGUUGACAAAUAAUCUAAUCAUUUUGUGGUGAACCUAUAUAAGUGUUUUUGCUCUUCCUACAAGAGCUGACCAAUAUGUUUGGGGUUUUAUUUACUAUAGUUGAGUGAAUGUGUGUGUUACUUUUUCUUUUUUUUGAAUAGGGAAAAAUUUGUAGGGGAAGGAAAGUAGGAUCUAAGAUUUGAAUUCAGGUCAUUAUGUCCACCACACCCAUUUAAGAGAGUGGCCAUUAGGUCACUAAGGGUUGGACGAAUAUGUGUGUUACUUAAAUUGUUAUAAAAAAAUAAAUUUUAA
Molecule: messenger RNA, 1148 nt
Organism: Rubroshorea leprosula
Lineage: Eukaryota; Viridiplantae; Streptophyta; Magnoliopsida; Malvales; Dipterocarpaceae
Source: the annotation of a GenBank genome assembly